AUGUCAGUCAAUUGUGCACUUCCUGUACCACCAAAUUAUCGAAAAGCUGAAUUGACUCUUAAUCGUUAUAUAUCAUCUUCAACUUUUAAUCCAAUUAUAUAUUCUUUACUCAACGUUCUUGUUCAUGUUAAACAAUCUAAAGGAUUUAUUACUGAUGAAGCAAUUGAAAUGGCCUUAGAAAAUAUUAAAAAAUUCGAUCAAGAAACAAAUGAUCAUACUGAACCAUUAUUACGUGAAAUCAUUUAUGGUACAAAUUGUAAACCUGAUGAUAAAAAUUGUUCAAAUCAAAAUCAAUAUCAAAUGACUGAACCAACACCCGAUAUUAAGCAACGUAUUGUAGCUGCACUGGAUAGAUUUUUUGAAAAUAAUGAUGUUGAUGAUUAUUGA
This is a messenger RNA of Adineta steineri, 387 nucleotides long. NCBI's taxonomy places the organism in Eukaryota, Metazoa, Rotifera, Eurotatoria, Adinetida, Adinetidae. The record is from the annotation of a GenBank genome assembly.